Molecule: messenger RNA, 2531 nt
Organism: Nicotiana tabacum (common tobacco)
Lineage: Eukaryota; Viridiplantae; Streptophyta; Magnoliopsida; Solanales; Solanaceae
Source: RefSeq, a predicted model, not a curated record
GCUUCUUUUCCAGUUUUAGUUCUCACUUAAACUUCUAGAUCACCACUUUGCAUUGGUCAAGCACUUGCAGAUUUUCAUGUUCAGAGCACACAUUUGGAAAAAUUGCUUGAUAGCAAAAAACUUUCCCUUUAAAAAGGUUAUGUCUAUGAUUUGCCUAACGCCUUUAUCUAGAAGUACAGAGCUCUGUGUUCCUUUUUUUGUUUCUUUAUGUAUUCAGUCUCCAUCUCUGCUGAUUUUGACGGUGCCCUUUCUGAGUUUUCUAUAAUAUUUCCAAAAUGGACUUAUUCAUAUCAUAUACAACGACCGUUGUUCUAGGGAUCUGUAUUGUUAAGUACAAGAUUUGACUAUAUUUAGUGAGUAAAUAUUUAUCUCAUAAGGUGUUUGCACAAAACCAAGUAAUUUAAUCUUAGCAGUUAAAAAUGAAAGUGAUUAUAUAUAAUUUAAUCAUAGUUAAGUGAUAAAUGUAUAUUAGUGCGGCUAAUAUUUUAGCAUAUUCAGAACAUAUGGGUUGCAAUCAAUGUGGACACAGAAGACAUGAAGCCAAACCAACCAAGAUCCAUCCAGCUUCCAGCCUGGGUUUUCUCAAUUAAAGUUGCUUCUUUUUUCCUGCUCAACCACCCAAUAUGUUCUACUAGUAUAUGUAUUUAUGCCAAGAUUUCACAAUCUUAAAGUCAACUGUUUAGACUGCCCAAUUGGAGCGUCUAUCCUUAGUAGACAAAAGAAAAUGUCAAAAGCCUCUUACAGAAGAGAAAAGGACAGGUUGAUAACAAAUGAGAGACAACAUGUUCUGGAGAUUUUCUUCUUCUUUUUUUGAAUUUUGAUUAGAGGGUUGGACCAAUAAUAGAGGGAGUUGGCAACAGGCAGCAUGUGUUGAAAUUUAAAGCAAAGAAGGAUACAGUCAAUUAGAAAAUAGUUUUAUAUUUGUGUCUCUAUAAUCUAUCUGGUUCCACUUAAGAACUGGAAAUGUAUCUUAUCUUGAAAACAACCUGAUGUAGCUGCAGCCUGCAAAUAGGUGUUUUUUCUGCUUUAGACUUUUGUUUUCUCAGCUAGUAGUUAUGGGAAGCAGUUACUUCUUGAUCAUCCUUCUGUUGAACUUUCUGCAGCUUCUUUAUCCUUGUGUUUCACUUCCCUUGUGUACUGAUUCAAGGGCUCCUCUCCCUCAAAAGACUCCUUUGACUUUCUGCUCCUACAAUGGAACCUCAUGCUGCAGCUCCAGUGAUGAUAAACAAUUGAAGAACCAAUUUGAUGCUAUGAAUAUUUCUGAUUCUGGUUGUGCUUCUCUUGUAAAGUCAAUCCUUUGCGCGAAAUGUGAUCAAUUUUCAGCAGAUCUCUUUAGUACUAGUUCUGCUCCGAGACAACUCCCUAUACUGUGCAAUUCCACGACUACAGCAAAUUCUAAGCAAACUAGACAAGUUACCGAUGACUUUUGCUCUAAAGUAUGGACGACAUGUCAAAAUGUAUCCAUAAUGAACUCUCCCUUUGCUGCUUCCUUGAAAGGUCAAGCUCCAACACCUGUAAAGUCCAAUUCCACCAAGUUGACAGAUCUAUGGCAAUCACAAGACGAUUUCUGUAAUGCAUUUGGAGGAGCUGCUUCUGGUGUUGAUGGAACAGUAUGCUUUGCUGGGGAACCUGUUACCUUAAAUACCACUGAACCUCCAAGUCCUCCAGGCGGUUUGUGCCUCGAGAAAAUAGGAAAUGGUAGUUACCUCGACAUGGCUGCUCAUCCUGAUGGCUCUAAUCGUGCCUUUUUCUCGAAUCAGCAAGGAAAAAUAUGGUUGGCUACCAUUCCAGAAGUCGACUCUGGAAAGGUGUUAGAGCUUGAUGAAACAAAUCCUUUUCUGGAUCUAACUGAUGAAGUUCAUUUUGACACUCAAUUUGGUAUGAUGGGGAUUGCAUUUCAUCCAAAAUUUUCGCAGAAUGGCCGUUUCUUUGCUUCGUUCAAUUGUGAUAAGCAAACAUGGCCUGGUUGUGCGGGAAGAUGCUCUUGUAACUCAGAUGUGAAUUGUGAUCCAUCAAAACUACCUUCUGAUAGUGGUUCUCGGCCAUGCCAAUAUCAAUCCGUUAUAGCAGAAUUUACUGUUAAUGGGACUGCAUCCCAGCCUUCACUGGCAAAAACUGCCAGCGCGAAAGAAGUCAGAAGAAUAUUCACAAUGGGCCUUCCUUUUACAUCUCAUCAUGGAGGCCAGAUUCUUUUUGGACCUAAAGAUGGAUAUUUGUACUUUAUGAUGGGUGACGGUGGAGGUACAGGAGAUGCUUACAAUUUUGCCCAAAACAAGAAGUCGUUGCUUGGAAAGAUUAUGAGAUUUGAUGUUGAUAGCACACCGAGUAAGUUGGGUUCAAUUUCUAGAAAAGUACUGUACACCUGGAAAUUGUAUCUCCUAAAAUAUGUAAAGGGCAGCCCGAUGCAGAGUUUUUGGCAGAAAUCAUCCUUCAACUGUGGCCCAAAACUAGAGUACAUCCUUGUGUAAUAAUAGUGAACAAAAAACAUCCCUUAACUAUUCAAAAAAUGGCAAGAAUCAUCCUUCUGUUAA